AGGCGAGACUCUGUUGCAAAGCGGACCCGCGAGGUUGCACGCUUCGACCCCACCCCCGUGGUGGGUCCUGACCGGGACGGUCCGGGACUCGUUAGCCGCUGCCGGCCGUGAGUGAUUAGCGGGCCAGGUCCCCGGCUCGGCGCACGCCGGGAGAGCGAAGCACCGGUCGGACCCGCCGCCCCCACCGCGGGCCUGGCUGGUAGCCAACCACCCCUAGCCUCUUCGCCUGAGCUCGGCGCCCCAGAGAGGAUUAAAAACUAUUUUCCAAGGAGGUGGCCACUUGCCCAGGUCGGGGGGGGGGCCCUUGCUGAGAUCGUCCUGAUGUCAGGAGUGAGUGGACAGGUUGACUGACUCCAGGCUGUCCCUUGGUUGGGCAUUUCCUGUGUCAGCAUGAACUCCAGGAUCCCAUCUGGCCGGGACUGGUUCAGCAGUCGCCCACCCACGCCUGAGUCUGACCUGGAACCUCCCACCGAUGGGCCAACCUCCGAGACCACCACCCUCAGUCCGGAAUCUACCAGCUUUAAUGACACCAGAGUCCCUGAUGUGGAUGGAGGCCCUGGAGGUGUGGCCACAAUGCUUCUGUCCUUUGGGAUCAUCACGGUGAUUGGCCUGGCCGUAGCCAUGGUUUUGUACAUCAGGAAGAAGAGGAGGUUGGAGAAGCUCCGCCACCAGCUCAUGCCCAUGUAUAACUUCGACCCCACGGAGGAACAAGAUGAACUGGAGCAGGAACUGCUGGAGCAUGGGCGGGAUGCAGCCUCCGUGCAGGCCCUGCAGGCCAAGGUCCCGCGCCCCUCUCAGGGCCCAGUGCAGAGGCCCAGCCGGCUGGUGUUCACCGACGUAGCCAACGCCAUCCACGCUUGAGUGACCCCUGAUGAGGACGCAGUGCCCGCAGCGCCCAGAGCUCCCACUCCACGACUGUUAAGACCUUCUCUUGGGACUUGUCCCGCUGAAGCCCCAGCUAUUCCUCGGCCUGCAGCCCAUGUGCCGGCUCAGCGACAGGCCCCUGAGCAGGCCAGGCCCCUCUGUGCUUGGAUCUGAGGCCCCAGGAUAGAGGCCGUCCCUUGGGUCAGCAGGGUUGAGAGGUGCUGGCUACAUCAUCUCCUGCCCAGACCCCUCAAAUCAGGGUCUGCUCCUCUGAUGUGGCAGAGAAGGUGGGAGAGAAGGAGCUUCCCUUAGUCAGGGGAAGAUGCUUUGGGGAUCAGUAGCUUCCCCUGGAGAGGCCACAGGUGGCACAGGUCUCAGAACCAGGGUAAGGUGGCACCCGGGAGAGGCCCUGGGAUGCAGGUGAAAUGCCUCAGGCCUAGGGCCCUGGAAGAGGGGUGCCAGUCCCCGAGGACCAUCUCUAUCACAGAGCAUCCCAGGGGUAUCCCAGCCAUUAUCCCUGGAAGCGGGGAUCUGAAGAGGGAGGAGAGGGGCAGCAGGGAUGAGGGAUGCAGCCCCCAGAUCUAACACGCCUCAUUCACCAAUGUGCAAAAGUGGGCCAGCCAGAGGGUCGGAGAGAGCCGGGCUGCCUGUGCAGUAUGGGGUAGACCACCCUACCCUCUGUGUCCAGGGCAGGGUGAGAGGGCCACCCUGGCAUCUGUUUGUUCGGGUAACCUGCUUCAGAAAUCAGGUUCCUGUUUUGGUCAACUUGUGGAUCUGGGGCAGCGGGAGAGGCUGCUACGGAAGGGUGGUGGUCCAGAGCUGUGGAAAAUUUCUGAGCAUCGGAAGCCAGGUCGCGACAGCCCCCUAGAAACAGGCCUGAGCAUCCCAGGCUGUUCUUUGGUCCACCCAGCCCACCCCCAGCCCCCACCUUUUCACCCUCAGGCUUCUGACAAUCUGUGGCAUCUGGGCAAGUCUUGGGCCAAGCCCCAGA
This is a messenger RNA of Sorex fumeus (smoky shrew), 1855 nucleotides long. RefSeq names its product chromosome unknown C3orf18 homolog (gene CUNH3orf18). Lineage: Eukaryota; Metazoa; Chordata; Mammalia; Eulipotyphla; Soricidae. The transcript has 5 exons. The coding region runs from base 391 to 861 and encodes 156 amino acids. The record is from RefSeq and is a predicted model, not a curated record.